Molecule: messenger RNA, 2256 nt
Organism: Trichogramma pretiosum
Lineage: Eukaryota; Metazoa; Arthropoda; Insecta; Hymenoptera; Trichogrammatidae
Product: choline transporter-like protein 5
Exons: 7
Coding region: 322-1734 (470 amino acids)
Biological process (GO): transmembrane transport
Cellular component (GO): membrane
Molecular function (GO): transmembrane transporter activity
Source: RefSeq, a predicted model, not a curated record
GCGGUCUCGCAGUUUCUUGCACGCGGUGCGACAUCAUCUCCGCCAGUUGACAGUGUACCUGUGUCCGAGCCGUAUAUCAGAUCUCCAUCGCGCGCGAAUAUGUAAUGACGAUACGAAUUUCGCUCGAGUUCCGAAUUCACGAAUUUCGUUCGACAAAUGAUUCGUUGCAGUAAAGUUGCAGUGCUAUCGUACAAUAAGUGGGCAGCUAUUCAGUGAACAAUACCCGACGACGAGCGUAGGAGAUACCAAAAAAAAACCGCAACAACAACAACAACAACAACAGCAGACACAAGCGCACACCGUCUCAACCAUCCACACAAAAUGUAUAUCGCAGCGGAGGAUCGGAGUUUUCUCCCGUAUAUAUUAAAAACCAACAUGAUCAACGAGAAAAGAGUCGCCACGGACAAGUGGGCACUCGUAAUAUUUAUCAUAGCAGUUCUAGUGUGGAUUCCCGUAAUAGUCAUUGCAACAAUAACGUGUACGGAUAAAAAAAUGUGUUUCACGCCUCUCGACCACAUCUUCAGCACAACCACCGACAUAAACAGCGCUUCCAGCAUUAUCGCGAUGAUCGGCUACAUCAUACUCGGCGCGUUCAUCACGAGGCUCGUCUUCGUUCUGACUUACUACUGCCCGAGUGUCAUGACCCGGCUAACUUUCCUGGUUCUCUGGCUGUUGCCCAUAGUGUUCCUCGUUGCGUUCAUCAAGAUGCCGAGCCUGGUUUAUUUCUUCAUGUUCGUGUCGGCGGUGGCCAGCAUAUUUCUGGUGCAUUACCUCUUACCGACAGAGUGGUUUCACAUAACUGACGCCGUCCUCAAAGAAUCUUGCAAAGCGAUUAUGUUUUACCCGACGGUCUCCAUAGUCAGCGCUCUUUGCUACGUGCUGGGUAUUUGCUGCGCUUACGUCACCUUCGCCACCUACAUCAACAUCGAGGGAAUCGAGGGAAUGGGCUUCCUCACCUUCCUCAUGCACAUAAUCAAUUCGCUCGUCGGCUUCUGGGUCGUUCUCUUCAUCGUCGUUUUCGGCCAGAUGGUGUCGAGCGGGGCCUUCGCCACCUGGUACUGGCACCAGCACAAAUCAGACAUUCCAAAGUACACCGUGUUCAGAUGCAUCAAAAUAAUAAGCAGAUAUCACUUGGGCACGGUAGCCUACAGCACGUCCAUGUUCGGAGCAAUGAGCAUACUGUACCUCCUGGGCAUGCGAUUGCUCAAUCACGAAGGCAACAAGGCCGGAAAAAUUUGGCUCGUUCUAUACCACAUGGUGGACGCGGUGGUGGGCCGAUUCAUGGCCGCCGGUGCCGUACUCAAUUGCAUCACCAACGGCCAAGAUUUCGCCGAGUCCGCCUCCAGGACCUUGGACAAUUUUGAGUCAAACAUCAAGAAGACUCUACUCGCCACAAAGAUCAUCGAGUACGUGUUGAUUCUGGCGUAUGUGUUGGUGUCGGGCCUCAUGGGGCUGGCGAUCUAUCCGUACGCCCUGAACUUCACCUACCCCUUGCCACUGGCCGUCAUCAUCUACAUCGGCACGAACAUGUUCCUCUUCUCGCUGCUGGUGACGCUUCACGCCAGCUUCAACGCGAUUCUGAUCAGCUGCUACGAGGACCGCACGAUCAACGACGGCACCACGCUGCGACCUUACGUGAUGCACGACGAUCUGAGGAUGGCCUUCAUUCGCCGAGGCUCGCCGAGGUGGUACGCGUGCUGCGCGACCCGCAAAUCGUAUUACGAGAACUCCUAAAUGAGCCAUGAAGUGAAAGAAAGGGAAUAUAUAAUUCGAAAUUUUUUUUUCUUGUAAAUAUACUCUUUAAUUGUUAAGCGUAACGAGGAGAUUUAACUUUGUUGAUGUUGACGAUUGCAAAAGUUAACUAACUCGCGGUACGUUUAUCGAGUACAAAACCUAGUACAAAUAAUACGACUAAUUUCAGUAUUGUAAAACGUUGAAUUUUUACACUAUAUUUUUUUAUAUAUGUUAUUUAAUAACAAAGUCACUAAUUUAGUAACCGACAAUGUGUACUUAGAAGAAGAAGCAUUUUAUUUUACAAACAAGCUCGCGAACAAGAGUCGAUGCAUUAUGCAAUAUUACAAAGAAUAAAGUUACAAAUAUUCUGCUCUAUCUUGCCAUAUUAAAAGGAUUUUGCGAAGGAAUAUACCAAUUUUAUCUUUCUCUGCUGUCCAAAGUUUUAUAAAAUUUAUGUAUCAAAACCAGACUGAAUAAUCACGAAUAAUAAAGACACUUUUCAAAAAAGUUUUACCACUCUAA